Messenger RNA from Actinia tenebrosa (Australian red waratah sea anemone), 1814 nucleotides. RefSeq names its product copine-9. Gene Ontology annotation, cellular component: plasma membrane. The record is from RefSeq and is a predicted model, not a curated record. Gene Ontology annotation, molecular function: calcium-dependent phospholipid binding. Lineage: Eukaryota; Metazoa; Cnidaria; Anthozoa; Actiniaria; Actiniidae. Gene Ontology annotation, biological process: cellular response to calcium ion.
AUGGCAAAAGUUGGAACAGUUGACCGGCCAGCACCAAACUCAGUCUACCAAGGUAGUUUCUCCAAAAACACGAGCGCGUUUCAAAGCAGACGAAAAAUAGAAAUCUUUAUUGAAUGUAAUGAUUUGAUUCAAUUGGAAAAGUUCUCCAAGAGCGAUCCCUUGUGCGUUCUUCACGUUAAGAAGCUUGGCAACUGGACUGAAUAUGGAAGGACAGAAUCAUUGCCAAAUAACUUGAAUCCAAAGUUUGUGGAAUCUUUCAUCAUCGAUGGCUGUCCGCUCAUGUAUCCACGUCUGCGUUUCUCUCUUUACGACUUGGCCAACUUCACAUCAAAGGACCUUCGUAAGCACGAUUUCAUUGGCUCAGUCGAGGUGGAUUUUGGAACUCUUCUGACAUCAGAAUCACCGCUCGUUAGAACACUGAGAAUCCCUGGAGAUAUCACGACGCGUGGAUUUAUAAAUAUCUUUUUCGAGGAUGUCGUGACGAGCAUGACAAAUGUCAGGGUUCAAAUGAGAGGAGAGAAUCUACAACGGCCAGGUUUUCUAAGCAAAUGCGACGCAUUUUUUGCGGUAGAACGCCUUCUUCAAAGUGGCCAUUUUCAUCCUGUGUACCGCUCUGAGAUAGUCACGCGAACCCAGGAUCCAAAGUGGGCUCCAUUCGAGUUGUAUCUACAAAAGCUUUGCAACGAAGAUGUCAAAAAGGAAGCGCAAAUCUCAUGCUGGCAUUAUUCCAGUAACGGUGCGCACACUUUGAUUGGACGAUGCAAGUUUGACAUCAGUGAAGUCUUAGGAAGAAAAGUUAAAAUUUUAAACCUCAUAAAACCAACGAAGCCAGGCAAAAGCAGCAAACGUCCAUCCAGUUCAGGUUUAAUACGAGUCCUUAGCUGCCAUGUUGAUCGAAUCUUUAGUCUUCUGGACUACAUUCGUGGAGGAUGCCAGAUACGAAUGGCAUGUGCUUUGGACUUUACUUUAUCGAAUGGAGAGCCAUCUUCCUCGAACUCUUUACACUGUAUGGCGCACGAGCAAAAUCAAUAUAUUCGUACAAUCGAAGCCCUUGGUCCAAUCCUUACUUACUAUGACCAAGAGAAGAGAAUCCCUUCCUUUGGAUUUGGCGCCAAGAACAUGCCUGGCCCAUACUGCUUUGCAAUGAACCAACAACAAGAAGACCCGGAUGUGGUAGGAGUCGAGGCUUUAAUCAACAUUUAUUCAGAUCUUCUAUCCACUAUUAAACUCGGAGGCCCAACCUACCUUGCGCCCGUCAUCGAAAGGAUAGCCGACUAUGCCAAGAAAGAAGUAUCCCAGGAAUCUCAGUAUUAUGUAGUUGCCUUGGUGAUUAUGGAUGGCGUGGCAAAUGACAUCGACUCAACCAUAAAUAAACUCGCUGAAAUCUCAACACUACCGCUGUCCAUUAUUGUUGCAGGCGUAGGUCCAGCUGACUUUAGCUGCAUGGAAGAACUGCUCAAUUCUAGACGAAAAUUAUUACGGACACGCGAUACUAAGGAACUUCAAAGAGAAAACACGUAUUUUAUAGCACUACCAAAACACUACCACAACCAUGAGAGAAAUGUUUCGGCUGCCCGCGAAGCGUURGCGCACAUUUCAAGACAGAUUGUCUCUUUCUUCAAGUCGAGGAAAAUCGAUCCCAAUCCACCACAGACAACAAACAUCGAAGCAGUAUGGGCAGAGUCACGAGAUACAAAUGGUAUAUCUUUUUCAUCAAUGCCUUCCACGCCGCGGACUCGAAAAAUAAUGUCGACGCAAAAUCCCCGAUGUCCAACAUGUGGUUCUUUAUUAGAAAAAUAAUAAUAUGGUCUAUC